This is a messenger RNA of Humulus lupulus (European hop), 5149 nucleotides long. Its product is annotated as ABC transporter B family member 20-like. The transcript has 11 exons. Gene Ontology annotation, molecular function: ABC-type transporter activity; ATP binding; ATP hydrolysis activity. Bases 342 to 4559 code for a protein of 1405 amino acids. Gene Ontology annotation, cellular component: membrane. Lineage: Eukaryota; Viridiplantae; Streptophyta; Magnoliopsida; Rosales; Cannabaceae. The record is from RefSeq and is a predicted model, not a curated record. Gene Ontology annotation, biological process: transmembrane transport.
CCACCCACCUGUAACGACCCUUUUGUUCUCUAAAAAAAAAAAGAAUUAAAUUAAAAAUAAGGUAAAGAAAAGUAAGAAAGCAGCGAACAAAUACACUGAUUGAAGAAAAAGCGUUUUUUUUUUUAAAAUUUUUUUAGGGUUCCGAUUUCUGUGUUCCUCUAAAAUUUAGUAGCAGAUCCGCUAAAUAUAGAGGCAGAGAGAGGAUUAGAAUUAGGGUUUUUGGGCGGGAUUUGUACGAAUUUGGAAUCAGAGCUUGAAGACGAAGACGAAGACGAAGAAGAAGAAGAAGAAGAAGAAGAAGAAGAAGAGUGAGUGAGAAUUUCUUUAUUUGGUCAAGCAAGAUGAUGAUCUCGAGGGGGCUGUUUGGAUGGUCCCCUCCGCAUAUACAGCCGUUGACGCCGGUCUCGGAGGUAUCGGAGCCGCCGGAAUCUCCGUCGCCGUACUUGGACGUAGGCGCCGAGACGUCGGGUCAGCCGAUGGAGCCGGAGGAAGAGAUGGAGGAGCCGGAGGAGAUGGAGCCUCCUCCGGCUGCUGUACCUUUCUCGGGCUUGUUUGCCUGUGCCGACCGGUUAGAUUGGGCGCUCAUGCUCGUCGGAUCAUUUGCCGCUGCUGCUCAUGGCGCCGCUCUAGUUGUUUACUUGCACUACUUCGCUAAGAUCAUUCAGGUCCUUUGGAUCGACCCGGAUAACUCCAACUGGUCGGAGAAGCAAAUCGCUGCUCUACAGCAUGAUAAGUUCAUCGACCUUGCUUUAACCAUUAUUCAUAUUGCUGUGGCUGUUUUUUGUGCCGGUUGGAUUGAGGUCUCUUGCUGGAUUUUGACUGGAGAACGGCAGACUGCUGUCAUCAGGUCAAGAUAUGUCCAAGUAUUACUGAACCAGGAUAUGAGCUUUUUUGAUACCUACGGCAACAAUGGAGAUAUUGUGAGCCAAGUUUUGAGUGAUGUGCUGCUCAUUCAGUCUGCUCUAAGCGAAAAGGUUGGAAAUUAUGUUCACAACAUGGCUACAUUUUUCACUGGUCUUGUUAUUGGAUUUGUCAACUGUUGGCAGAUUGCACUCAUAACAUUGGCCACUGGUCCAUUUAUUGUUGCGGCUGGAGGAAUAUCAAACAUAUUUCUCCAUAGGCUUGCUGAGAAUAUUCAAGAUGCAUAUGCUGAAGCAGCUAGCAUUGCUGAACAGGCUGUCUCAUAUAUUAGGACAUUGUACGCAUUUACAAAUGAAACACUGGCCAAGUAUUCUUACGCAACAUCACUACAAGCAACUUUGAGAUAUGGUAUACUAAUAAGCCUUGUCCAAGGACUUGGACUGGGAUUUACGUAUGGGCUUGCAAUUUGUUCGUGUGCUCUGCAACUGUGGGUUGGAAGGUUCCUUAUUGUGAAAGGACAAGCUCAUGGUGGUGAAAUUGUAACAGCCUUGUUUGCUGUAAUUUUAAGUGGCCUUGGGUUGAAUCAAGCAGCGACAAACUUCUAUUCAUUUGAUCAAGGGAGAAUUGCUGCUUUUAGACUUUAUGAGAUGAUUAGUCGGUCAUCCUCUACUGUUAAUCAAGAGGGAACUACUCUUCCAUCUGUUCAAGGAAACAUUGAGUUUCGGAAUGUAUAUUUCAGUUAUCUUUCUCGUCCCGAGAUCCCUAUUUUGAGUGGCUUUUACCUCACUGUACCUGCUAAGAAGGCAGUGGCUCUUGUUGGCAGAAAUGGAUCUGGAAAAAGCAGUAUCAUCCCACUUAUGGAGCGGUUUUAUGAUCCUACAUUAGGGGAAGUACUUUUGGAUGGAGAAAAUAUAAAAAACUUGAAUUUGGAAUGGCUUAGAAGCCAGAUAGGACUAGUCACGCAGGAGCCCGCUUUGCUUAGUUUGAGCAUAAGAGAUAAUAUUGCCUAUGGGCGGGAUGCUACAUUUGAUCAAAUUGAAGAGGCUGCUAAGAUAGCACAUGCACAUACAUUUAUUAGCUCACUUGAGAAAGGAUACGAAACACAGGUUGGGAGAGCUGGUUUACAUCUGACAGAAGAGCAAAAGAUUAAACUUUCAAUUGCUAGGGCAGUGCUUUUAAAUCCUUCAAUUCUUUUGCUUGAUGAGGUCACUGGUGGACUUGAUUUUGAAGCUGAAAGGUCUGUUCAGGAGGCUUUGGAUCUCCUCAUGCUGGGACGCUCAACUAUAAUAAUAGCUCGACGGCUUAGUCUUAUAAAGAAUGCUGAUUACAUAGCCGUGAUGGAAGAGGGUCAACUUGUUGAAAUGGGUACACAUGAUGAAUUAUUAACACUUGAUCGUCUAUAUGCUGAGCUCCUUAAAUGUGAAGAAGCAGCAAAACUUCCUCGGAGGAUGCCAGUGAGAAACUACAACGAGACUGCAGCCUUCCAAAUUGAAAAGGAUUCUUCAGCAAGUCAUAGCUACCAUGAACCAUCUUCACCAAAAAUGAUGAAAUCACCCUCACUUCAGAGAGUUCCUGGCGUAUUCCGGCCUACUGAUGGGGCCUUUAACUCACAGGAAUCACCAAAAGUUCGGAGUCCACCAGCAGAGAAAAUGAUGGAAAAUGGCCAGUCUUUGGAUGCAGCCGAUAAGGAACCAUCAAUAAUAAGGCAAGAUAGUUUUGAAAUGAGACUACCAGAAUUACCCAAAAUUGACGUUCACUCUGCACAUCGACAAAUAUCAAAUGGUUCAGAUCCUGAAUCCCCAGUUUCACCCCUAUUGACAUCUGAUCCCAAAAAUGAACGAUCCCAUUCACAAACUUUUAGUCGACCCCAUAGUCACUCAGGCGAUAUUCCAACUAAAGCAAGUGAAGUAAAAGAUAAUGAAAAGGAGGCACCGUCAUUUUGGAGGUUGGCUGAGCUUAGUUUUGCAGAAUGGCUUUAUGCUGUGUUGGGAAGCAUUGGUGCUGCUAUCUUUGGUUCUUUCAAUCCUCUUCUAGCUUAUGUUAUCGCACUGAUUGUGACAGCAUACUAUAAAAAUAAAGGCCAUCACUUGCAGCAUGAAGUAGACAAAUGGUGUUUGAUCAUUGCUUGCAUGGGUGUAGUAACAGUUGUUGCUAACUUUUUGCAGCAUUUCUAUUUUGGUAUUAUGGGGGAGAAAAUGACUGAGCGUGUUAGAAGAAUGAUGUUCUCAGCGAUGCUUCGCAAUGAAGUUGGAUGGUUUGAUGAAGAGGAUAACAGUGCUGAUACCUUAUCCAUGCGCCUGGCAAAUGAUGCUACGUUUGUACGAGCUGCUUUUAGUAACCGGCUUUCCAUUUUUAUACAGGACAGUGCUGCUGUUAUUGUGGCUGUUCUAAUUGGGAUGCUGCUAGAAUGGCGGUAUGCUCUGGUGGCUUUGGCAACUCUUCCAUUUCUUACCAUUUCUGCAAUUGCACAGAAAUUAUGGCUUGCUGGAUUUUCUAGGGGUAUCCAGGAAAUGCAUAGGAAGGCAUCUUUGGUUCUUGAGGAUGCUGUUAGAAACAUUUACACUGUUGUAGCAUUCUGUGCUGGUAACAAGGUAAUGGAGCUCUACAGACUGCAGCUAAAAAAAAUAUUUACACAGAGUUUCCUCAAAGGAAUGGCUAUUGGCUUUGCAUUUGGCUUUUCACAGUUUCUUCUUUUUGCUAGCAAUGCCCUUCUUCUCUGGUAUACUGCCUUCUCUGUGAAAAGAGGGUAUAUGGAUCUUCCCACUGCUCUCAAGGAGUAUAUGGUUUUCUCUUUUGCAACAUUUGCCUUGGUGGAGCCAUUUGGAUUGGCUCCAUACAUACUUAAGAGACGUAAAUCUUUGAUAUCAGUGUUCGAAAUCAUUGAUCGAGUGCCUAAAAUUGACCCAGAUGAUAAUUUGGCAUUGAAGCCAGCUAAUGUUUAUGGAAGCAUUGAAUUGAAAAAUAUUGAUUUUUGUUAUCCAACUCGCCCAGAAGUGUUGGUACUUAGUAAUUUUAGUCUCAAAGUCAAUGGUGGGCAAACUGUAGCUGUAGUUGGUGUUUCAGGAUCAGGAAAAAGCACUAUAAUAAAUUUGAUUGAGAGAUUUUAUGAUCCAGUUGCUGGUCAGGUGUUACUAGAUGGUAGAGAUUUAAAACAAUAUAAUUUGAGAUGGUUGCGGAAUCACCUUGGUCUUGUCCAGCAGGAACCCAUUAUUUUCUCAACAACUAUAAGGGAAAAUAUCAUAUAUGCAAGGCAUAAUGCUAGUGAAGCUGAGAUGAAAGAGGCAGCAAGAAUAGCAAAUGCCCACCAUUUCAUCAGUAGCUUGCCGCAUGGUUAUGAUACGCAUGUGGGGAUGAGAGGAGUAGACUUGACUCCUGGACAGAAACAGAGAAUUGCUAUUGCUCGGGUUGUGCUUAAGAAUGCACCCAUCUUAUUGUUGGACGAAGCAAGCUCGUCAAUUGAAUCUGAAUCGAGCCGUGUGGUGCAAGAGGCGCUUGAUACACUGAUCAUGGGGAACAAAACAACCAUUUUGAUAGCUCAUAGAGCCGCAAUGAUGAGGCAUGUCGACAAUAUUGUAGUUCUUAAUGGAGGCCGAAUUGUGGAAGAAGGAACCCGUGAUACGUUGAUCGCGAAGAAUGGCCUAUAUGUACAAUUGAUGCAACCACAGUUUGGGAAGUUGCGUCCGCAUAGACUUAUUUAGGAUUUUGUGAUCCAUGGAACUAAUGUUCAGUUUCAUCUGUGCUCUCCUCAUUCUCAUUUUGAAAUGGUGGAAAUGCCUUGACCUGGUGGCUCUGGUGGUGAUUUCCUAAAGAGGGGUAGAGAGAGAAUGAGAAUGAUGACACGUGUAACUAUGUUGUUUAUAUGGCUGUAUGAGUGGGCAGAAUGCACAGAGGCGGCAGCAAUAGUUAUAGUGUUGAUGAAAUGUAGGCUUUAGAGAUAGGGUUUUGGAGUUUGGUUCGGUCUGAGGUUCUGCUCUCAGGGCUGGAUGCUUAUUCUUUUGGAGGCAAGCAUCAUUGGAUCGCGGUUGUGCUGUCUCCUGUGGUAUAUUGAUUUGUUUUUCAAUCAGAAAAUGAGGUGGAUGAAGCUAGUUAUAGUUUUUGGUGAGGUGUGGGUUUCUUAAAUUUCUAGUGAACGUUUUUGAUAUGGCUCUCUCCAGUUUGGAUGAAUUUAUUAUUUGUGUAAAAUUUUCUUCCAUUUGUGAAAACUGUUAAAAGUUAGGAGGAAAAUAGAACUCUUGUAACUUUGUAAAUAUACAGAUAAUUUAAUGCUAUUCUCUAUUCUUUUUUAAAA